UAUUUAAAAGCCAAAAAAGAAAGCAUAGUCAAUGCCACAUGGGGAGAGGGAGAAGAAAUUGAAAAUUAAGAGCUCCAAAAUCCACACGAAACACUUAGAAAAGAAAAAUAAAUACAAAAAAUGGAGUUUAGGAAUUAGACACGCCCAGAGGUUGAAGGGAUGGAAGGGAGGAGCGAUGUAGGGAAAGCUUUGGGAUUGCUGGUAUGUGGUACGUUGGUGUACUACCACUGUGCCUACAGGAAUUCAAGCCUUCUAUCUCUCUUCUCCGAUGUCUUGAUCGUUCUCCUCUGCUCCCUCGCCAUUCUCGGCCUCCUCUUUCGCCAAAUGAACAUCUCGGUACCAGUAGAUCCACUUGAGUGGCAGAUCUCGCAGGAUGCUGCUAAUAGCAUUGUUGCAUGGUUAGCUAAUACUGUAGGGGCAGCAGAGUCAGUUCUAAGGGUUGCAGCAACUGGGCAUGACAAGAGGCUAUUUUUUAGGGUUGUUGUUUGUCUUUACAUAUUGUCAGCUGUCGGACGAUUGGUCUCAGGUGCUACGGUUGCUUAUGCCGGAUUAUGCUUGUUCUGUCUUUGCAUGUUUGCUGAGAACUCCCAGUCAAUCAGAACAUGUGUUCCUCAGUUACAAAGGCAAAGAAACGGCACCACUGUCGAAGAGGACAAUAUGUAAUUGAAACUGCAGUUUGAACAUACAGUCAGGACUGCAAGUUGAAGGUUCUGAACCUUGUUUUAGAUUAGACCAAGCCUUGUUGUACCAUUUCGAUACUCAGCUGAGAUUGUAGAGUUGCAGUUGAGAUUCAUAGUGCUGUACUUUUCCUGUGGUUGAUCAAUAAAAUUUAGUUCAUUUAUAAUAUGUAAUUACCCAAAACAUAAUACAAAAUUUUGUUUUUCCUGUU
Molecule: messenger RNA, 889 nt
Organism: Theobroma cacao (cacao)
Lineage: Eukaryota; Viridiplantae; Streptophyta; Magnoliopsida; Malvales; Malvaceae
Product: Reticulon family protein
Source: RefSeq, a predicted model, not a curated record